This is a messenger RNA of Cavia porcellus (domestic guinea pig), 9046 nucleotides long. RefSeq names its product GLI family zinc finger 4 (gene Gli4). Lineage: Eukaryota; Metazoa; Chordata; Mammalia; Rodentia; Caviidae. Gene Ontology annotation, cellular component: nucleus. The transcript is spliced from 4 exons. The record is from RefSeq and is a predicted model, not a curated record. Gene Ontology annotation, molecular function: RNA polymerase II cis-regulatory region sequence-specific DNA binding; DNA-binding transcription factor activity, RNA polymerase II-specific. Bases 1931 to 3049 code for a protein of 372 amino acids. Gene Ontology annotation, biological process: regulation of transcription by RNA polymerase II.
CAUCCACUAGGAGGCUAAGGCAAGAGGAGCACUUGAGCUCAUGAGUCCAAGGCCAGCUGGGCAACAUAACAAGACCCUGCUUCAAAAAAACAGGGACAGGGUAUGGCUGGGUGGUAGAACACUUAACCGAGCAAGCUCAAGCCCCAGCACCCAUUCUCCCAAAAAAGCACCUCUGAGCUACACAGAUGUUCUAAUUGCAACAAAAGGCCCAGCAGUGCGGCUCAGUGGCAGGGCGCUUGUCUAGAAUGUGUAGAUCCUGCCUUCAAACUCCCAGCCCUGAAAAAACAAAAGGACUCAGCUUUUUUUCUUCCAUAUCUAGAGAGAACAAGUGACAAGGAUUGGGAUGGGGGACUUAUUUGUUUGUUUGCUUUGUAGUUCAGACUCACUAUGUCACCAACGCUAGCCUUAAACUAAUUAUGUAGCUCAGGCUGACCUCCAACUCAUGGCAAUCCUCCUGCUUCAGCCUCCCAAGUGCUGGAAUUACAGGCAUGUGCCACCACACCUGGAAGGAGAGUUUUUUAUAAAUUACAAAUGAGAAAAUUACAGAUGAGUUCUUUCUUGACAUAUCCUUUGUAUAUUCUUAGAAUUUCUUACACAACUGUAAUUCCAGCACUUGGGAUGCUGAAACAGAAAGACAGCCACAAGUUAAAGCCAGCCUAGGCUACAUAGUGAGACCCUGUCUCUAAACAAAUAAAAAAACAGAAUCUGAACGAGACAGUCAUGAGCUGAAUGGGAUUCAGGGCCACCAGUUUUUAAGCCUUUAGUUACAGAAACUUUAUAGUCCUGGUGAAUAUCCAAGAAAAAUCCUCAGUCCUCUAUAAAAUGUUUUCCAACUCCAUUAAAUACAAAACGUACUGAAAUGACUCAAAAAAAAAAAAAAAAAAAAGGAAAGAAAAGAAAAAGAAAAACACUGUCCCUGACUUGUGCUAGGUUUGGCAGCACAUACACAAAACUCUCCCUGAUUUGGCUUCUUCGCACCCUCCCUCACCCCCAAAGCCUCCUAGUAGCUGGGCCCAGCCCUCCAGAUGCCCCACUUAGCAGUAAUGCUAGAGUUUGGGAACAGGUUCUCCAGGAUACAACCUCCAUCCUGGAAAGCCGAGGUUUAGGAGCCCCUAUAACCCUUAGGACCUCCCAGCAGAUUUAGGAAACCCACCGCCCUUUGCGUUAGUGCCUGGUAACUACUUGGUGUAUGCACAGAUUUCCCUUACUCCUCGAGACAGACCUCGGGUUUGUGGUCCACUGAGUCCAGGAGCCCCAGCCCUAAGAGCACAGGAGGAGCUGCACCGGCUUCCACUUGCGCAGCUCUCCUUUGAUGGAUACUCAGCAAACCAGCAGCAUCCCGACCCGAGGCUCCUCCGGGGCUCCAGGCUAACCCAGACACUUGUGCUGUGUUCACUUCUAUUUGCCAACUCCAAAGCUAGCCCAGUAUCCAGCUGGAGCCCGCACAGGCUUCGCGGGGCAUUAAAGAGCAGCAGCCAGAGAAAGGGAUAACCAACGACACAGCCUCGGUGUGACUAGCAGAGACUGCAGAGGAUGGAAUCUACAGCUCGCUCUCCCGCACUGGAACCCCGAUCCAUGUGAGGAUCCUAUUUUGUCCCAAGUUGAUUGGGCGUCAGAAAUCUACUGACCCGCACGGACUCUGAGCGGCACUCUCCUGCCGCAGACCUGAAAGGUCUCGGAGAGAAGAGACCCCGCCCGAACUGACUCAGCUCCCUCAAGAAGGUACCGCAACCGGACCGGCUCGGCGCACGCGAGCCUGUAAGCCUCAGGUGUGGCGGAGGCCAGCGAGGCACCGCAGUCGGGCGCCCAGAGCGUCCCGGAAGCGCGCGAGGCUGGGCGGGCCCGGGGGCGGGGCACUUCCGCUCGGCGCGCGGGCGGCCACCUCCCGCUCUGCAGGUCCCGAGUGCAUACACCUUCAGCAGGUGUUGGGAUGAUGGCAGCCCUAGGGGACAUUGAGGAGUCCCCACCUGUCCCAUUCCCCACCAGUCUCUUAUCACCCGGAGCACCUGGAGCCCAGCACCACGAAGCACAGCUUCAUCUCCAUAGGCAUCCACACGGGUCCCCUUAUUCGAGCCCUGAUGUGUGCCCCCAGCCAUCUGACCUGGACCUCCAAGAUAUGGAAGAAAUGGAGAUCGGCAGAGACACGUGGCCUGACUCUGAGUUGGAGCCUGAGCAGGCUCCAUCCUCUCACCACCUGCACAGCCCAGAAGAUGCAGAUGGCGAAGUGCUCAGGGGCCUCCUGAGGAGCCACCCUCAUAGGCCCAAUUGUGGGAGCAGCUUUGGGCAGGAUCUCAGCUUGGAGCCCACAAGGACCCUGCCUUGCCCUCGGCAGAAAGGCACCUGCCAUGUGGUGCUCCUUUCACAGGGAGCCCCAGGGACUAAGGGUGCACCUGGCCGGGCUGCAGAAGUGGGGAACAGCUUGGGCCAUAGUCCCCAACAGUUCGUCUCACGGGUCGCCAAACCACAUUGCUGCGAAGCCUGUGGCAAGAGCUUCAAGUACAACUCAUUGCUGCUGAAGCACCAGCGCAUCCACACAGGUGAGAAGCCCUAUGCCUGCCAUGAGUGUGGCAAGCGUUUCCGAGGCUGGUCUGGGUUCAUCCAGCACCACCGGAUCCACACGGGUGAGAAACCCUACGAAUGCGGCCAGUGUGGCCGUGCCUUCAGCCACAGCUCGCACUUUACACAGCACCUGCGCGUCCACAAUGGGGAAAAGCCCUACAAGUGUGGUGAGUGUGGCCAGGCUUUCAGCCAGAGCUCCAACCUGGUCCGCCACCAGCGGCUGCACACGGGUGAGAAGCCGUAUACCUGCAGCCAGUGCGGCAAAGCCUUCAUCUGGAGCUCCGUGCUCAUUGAACACCAGCGCAUCCACACAGGCGAGAAGCCCUAUGAGUGUGCUCACUGCGGCAAGGCUUUCCGAGGCCGCUCCCACUUCUUCCGCCACUUGCGGACUCACACGGGCGAGAAGCCCUUCACCUGUGGAGCCUGCGGCAAGGCCUUUGGCCAGAGUUCACAGCUCAUCCAGCACCAGCGCGUGCAUUACCUCGAGUAGCCAUGGCCCCAGUAAAAUCUUUGGAUGGAAAAGGAGCCAGCUCCUGGUGAGCCAGGCUGCUGCUUCCCAUCCCUGAAGGCCACUGCAGGAUGACUUUUUAGUGUCCGGGGGUGGCAGGUAACUGGAGGAGCCUAAGGCCAGGAGCAGUGCUGGCAGCCCAGAGUAGUCAGGCCUGCCCAGGUUGAAGAUGCUGCAGUACAGAGAUCUCUCAAGGGGGCCUCCUGGAGCAGUGGGCGAGGAUGGGGCUGGCUUGCCUGGAGAUGCCAACAUUCUUCUGGGCUUCAGCCUAACCAGACUUCCUGUCCACCUGGGUCAUGGGGAUCUCCAAGAAUUGAGCUCCCUCAUUCAGCUGCCUAUUACUGCCUAAGUACAGCCUAAGUACACUGUCCCCCGACGGGUCCCUCCUCAGACCUGUUUGCUCUCUCACCCCUGCAUUUGCAUGCAGCAAGAAGGCUUCUAGCAGAUCCCUGCCCCUGCUAUGGAAAGCUGGGGGCUUGGGUCCAGGACUUCAUAUGGGUCACAGCUCUAACUUGCCAUAGAUCUACCUUGGGAAUCUACAGAUAGUUCUGGCUCUCAGUCCCUGUGCAGGGAAGAGCUCACCUGAGUGGGGAAAGGGUGUUAAGUAAUGAAGAGCAUCACAACACCCUCAGUGUUGUGCUUUUCUCUCCAGGUCAGCUGGAGGGCUGCCCAGCUGCUCUCCAGGUCUCACCUCCCCUCUCCUGUGGAGGGCUGUGAGGUUACUAAUCCUGCUAAAACAAGAGGUCCUCUUUGCAGCAGGGUUAUCAGCCCCAAGCAGGCUGUUUUACAGAGAAACAGCUGCUGCUCACCUGCUAUUUCUUUAGUAAUGCACUUGGGGCAGACUGUGAGGACACCCAUUGGGCACCUGGGCAGGACUCUGUUGGCAGUGACUGGAGAGAACCAGAGAGGCAGGUGACCUGAGAGAACCAGAGGUGCUCAGUACACUCCAGACUGUCCUGGAAGUGGCCCUUGAACCUCCUGCUAAGGUAGGCAGGUUACACUGGUGCUGCUUUCAUACCCUCAGCACACACCAGGAGAGAUUUCCCAGAGAAGAGGUUGCCAGCAGGCCAGGGGGCUCCCUCACACUGGGUUAAAACCCUCAGCAAAGUCUCUGUGUCCUUGUGGGCAGGACCCACGAUGGUAUUUUUUGUCUUCCUUGGUAUGCUUUGCUCCUUGCCAGGGGCCAUCCUAUUCUCUAGUGUUCCACCCAAUCCACUAGGUCCUUGCCAGGAACCCAGAACAGCCUGGAAAGAUCCAUACAUGGACUCUUGUGAAUUUUCUUUCUCUUGUCUUGUCUACCCAGGCUUAUCAGCAUCUAGCCAAACAGGAUACUGCAUAUCAGCCUGAGUGCCCAGGAGCAGGGCAUUGCAACUGUCCCAUGCCCUUUCUCCUCUGUCACUUUACAUUGCAGGAAGCAUCCUGACCAGCAUGCCAGCUCCAGCAUCAUUGCCACCUAGAGCAGCACUAGCUGGAUACCUAUACUCUGACCACACAGGUUCGGUUCUUGGUCUUCUUCCACAAUGACCAACCUUGGUAGAGAUGAGAGGUCUCCAGAAGCCAAUAUUUGCCUAUUCUGGCAUUUAUUCUUCAUGAAACCUAUUGCCCCCUCUGAGUGCACAGGCCCUGUUGGGCAGCAAACAUGUGAUAGAUGGAAAGGUGGCUAUGAAAGGGGCUCUUGAAAUGACUUGGUCCACAAACCAGGGAGGUGGAAAAAGAUAUCUUGCACCUUCCCAACACAAGAUUACUUGUGGCCAGGUGGCCAAAACAAAGGUGAAGGACUAUUGAGAAUUAGCAGGGGACCAGGAAGGAAAUGCAUGUGAGUAUGGAAAACAGGAAAUUACCAUAUGUAAGACUAUCUGCAUUUUGCCUUAGAGGGAAAGAAAUACCUUACAAGGACUGAACACCAGGGCCUCCUGUGAACUAACUAAAUCUUGGUAAGGGUGUUCCAGAACAACCCAAUCCUGGCGUGUGAGGAGACAUUGACAGAGAAAAGGUAGAUGAAUCCUGAAUCACACAGUGUAAUUUUUUAGCAGCUUACACAAGUGUGGUCUUGGACAGCAGCAAGACCAUUGGAGCCCCACAAUUUGGAUCAGAAAGAGGCAUAUUUAUGAGUUAGGAUAGAAAUUACCUUAUCCUGAGUGUACCUGGUUUACUUUAAGAUAAUUUCAAAGUCAGGCACAUCCUUGGAGCUAGAGCCUGGCUGUCAUCAAAUGUAAUAGGUUCACCCAUUAGUGAGUAUAAAACCAAUAAACAUGACCAAGAAACAAAAGAAUGAAAAAAGGCUUAUUUCAACAAAUAACAUGCUCACUAGAGAUAAUUCUCAAAGCAGUGUCUCCUUAAGCAAAAGAAAUAAAGGACUAUUGUUAGAGAAACACAUAUCAGGGAAAGAAAUCAUUGCAUGUUCAUUCUGCUCAUGUUCAAUAAUGGCAAAGAAUUUAGUGUUAUAAAAAGCAAAGUUCAGGAAAACUAAACGGUGACUUAGGAAUUUUAGCUAAGUUAAGGUUUUUUUGUGGGGGGAAGAUCUUAGCUUAAAAAAAAAAAAAAACCUUAAAGGAGGUUUGACAGUCAUUUAAAGGAGCAGCUCAUGCCCAAAGCAUAGAUCAUUGUCUCUUCCUGGCACAUAAAUCAAAGUGUCUACCUGGCAGCUAACAGUCCCAUUCCAAUGGUUUUGUCUACUAUAGUUUGUUGGGAAACAUGCUGGGAAAACCAGUAGGGUUGCUUUGGGGCACUCAGAGGCACACUUGUGAAUGAACAAAGAUCAAGAUCCAUCUUAGGUUUAGAGACUUCCAUUGUGUCUAGGAUUUUUACUUUUACAUAAACACACAUGGUAUGGCUCAAUGCCUAAGAGAAUCAAUUUCAGAACUUAAAAGUUCAGCUCUACUCUUAACUGAGAUGGAUGAGUUAUGAAUUAUUGUUCUGAAUCACGUUCUUAAAUAGUAAGAUGAUGUGGGAGCAUGGAAAAGUGUUUUUGAGAGCCUUUAAACAGAGAUUUCAGUCCCAAAGCAGCUAGCAGUGCUGUCCUAUCGCAGAAUGAAGGGGGCUGUCGAGGGUGUUGACUGUCUCACAGGGUACUUGCUUCCCGGUAGGUAGCCUCGUGUCCAGUUGUCCCACCUGCGACCAGGGCUCCCUCACGUUGGAAACACAUAUGCUGACAGACACCCUAGUCGCUCCUAUAGGAUCCGUGUCCAGUUUAUGGGAGGCCGCGUCCACCCCCGUCCCUGCAGCUUCCUUCUAAUCACAGGGUCCCUGCAAGCAGGAUAGAGGAUCUCCUGCCAGACAGCAACGUGUUGCCCCAGUCCAGGCCAGUGCCGCCACAGCUCCUAGACCACUUCCCAUACGGAGCGAGGUCUUGACACACGACGUGGAAUCGGGUCUUGCGGAGGCCCUCGUGGCCUCCGUGGUCCCCUUGCUCGUCCACAGGCCGCCUCUCCCCGUGCCUGUCCAGCACCACGGACAGCUCCGGGCGGGCUGACCCUGAGGAUAGCCGCGCCUGGCCGCUACCUCGGGGUCGCCUGGGAAGAGCCUCCUCCAGCCAGCCCCGAGGGCGUCUCCGCGCUGGUUCCCGAGUGGGGCCCUGGAGUCGCCCCAUAAGCCAGUGGGUACCCCGGGCAGGUCCUCCGGGGUUCCUAGAGCGCCCGGAAGUGCCCGUGGGUGGGACCUGAGGCGCGGCGGCGGCUCGCUUGCGGUUCGGCUCCCCGGGAGUCGCGGGUAGCCAGACCUACUUUGCGCGGUGAAGCUAUGCUGCUGUUUGCGGGGACCCGGCCUCUGUGACUGUGGUCUUGUUUCUGCGUCCCCGGUUUCUCCCCGGCCCGCGGAGCGAUCCCCCAGCGCCCCCCUCACCCCCGCGCGCAGCGGGCUGGGGCUGUGGGGCCCCAGGGACUCCGCAGCGUCCGCGCCGUGAUUCCCCCAAGCCGUGCCCGCCGCAGAUGAGUAGCCUUCUGCCCGAAGACUUUCUCGGCAUUGUCGCAACAUAACAUUUUAAGUCUGGGCUUAUCUCUUUUUUUGUUGGUUUUUUGUUUUGUUUUGUUUGUUUGUUUUUUGUCUUUUUCCUUUUUACCGGUACCAGGGAUCGAACUCACGACCGCCUGCUUGCAAGGCAGGUGCUUAUGCCGCUGAGCUAAAUCCCCAGCCCCAUCUGGGCUUAUCUGAAAACAGCAUUUGUACCCUCAGAUUGGCAGGAAGAUGGCAGGAAUGCACCUGCUGUCGAGGCCAGAAGUGUCACACGUUUCUGGACUUUGCCUGGACAAGGAUCCGAGUCCCUUCAGCUAAGUGCCUGCCUCCUGGACCGGCCUGUGUGCAGCUGGAGAGAGUCUCGGUUCUCAGGAUGAAGGCAAGCCUCUUAAGAGUUUUCAGUGCUAACAAGCAGCCCGCUGCUGCACAUAUGCCUUAGGUUCGCCAACGCUAAGCUCUAAGCACAGCGCACACCUACCGACUGGAUUUCUGUUCCUCACAACUUGUCUUGAGUUUCAGAAAGUCUUCAUCCCAGCAGUCGGAGCUCUGGCCCCUACUGAGACCUUGCCUUCUGCCUCAUCUGUGAAGAUGGACAUGGUCAGACCUUUUUUCAGGAGCCAGGGUCCAAGAACCCUGCACUUCCUCUGGAGCCUUAUUCUUUGUCCCAUGGGCUAAUGCUCUGAUUCUCACAUUUCCCACUGUUCAGUGCAGACUUCUUAGUCUCUGCAAACUCCAGUUACAGCCAUAGACCCUCGCCACCUGUGGGUCUGGGCUUUUUGGCCAGGUAUCAGAUUUCAGAGAAAAAAAUUGAAGUCAGGUCCUUAAAGAGCACCUUUUUAACAGAUUUGUUUUUCAAUAAGAGCAUUUUUUUCUCAGCAACUAUAAGGGAGGAUUUGCCCACACUUUCAAUCAAUAUUUUGUUUUAAAAACAAAUGGGUAGUGGGAGAUUGCAAUCCUAACACUUGGGAGGCUGAGACAAGAGGAUCCCUGUGAAUUUGAGGCCAACCUGGACUACUUAGUGAGUUGAAGUCUAACCUGAAUGAAAUAGUGAAAACCAGCUACUCAACAAGGUGAGGCAGGAGGAUUGCAAGUUCCCAGCCAGCCUAGACAACUAACAAGGCCCUGUCUCAAAGGAAAAAGGUGCUGUGGAUAUAGCUCAGUGGUAGAACACCCCUUCCCUUGAAAAAAAAAAAAAAAAAAAGGUGUUUAACUUGUCCCUAAGACAACCUGUCCUCAGGUCUACCAGGAGCUGUUCCAGAGCCCUGUCUCCUACCCUGUGUGGCUCUGAUGGUGGCUUCACUAGUGAAGUCCUACGCACAGCUAUGGUCUUAACCACAGGCUCAGGUCCUAAGGCCCAUGUGUUUCCCACUGUUCUCUGCUCAUCCCCAGCUUGCUGUGAUCAUAAGUGGACGUGGCUUUUCAGGAAAGAUUCCAUGUGGGAAUCAAACAAGCAGAGGGGUCUUCAGGACCUCCAGCCUCUACUUCAGAGCCUAUGGAAUGCCUGUAUAUGCUCCAGUUGUCCAGUUGGCCAUAGCAGGGGGAGUUCAGCCACCUACACUUUGUGGCUGCCAGCACGCCCCACACAGUGCAGGGCAGCUGCUCCAGUAGAGGUCUCAAGGUUAGGAGGACAUUCCACAGAGCUGGCAGCUGAUGGUCACUUUCAGCAGAGUUCCAGCAGCUGGUAACUUGUCAUGCACAUCCAUUGUCCAUUUGCUGUCUCAUUCAACACACUUGCCAAGCCCCACACAUGCUGAGACAGAAAGCAGAGUUCCCAGCAGCUCGACACUUCCCUGAAAAGGGUAGGGGCAUAAACAUGCAUGACAUGGAAACUCAGGGGCAUAUAAUUUACCUUGGGUGACCUCCAGCCAUAUCUGAGUUUUAUGCUGACAGCCCUUUGCCUACAAUAUGACAGAACCCAAGCUGGGGUCUUCCCAUCUACCAUGCUGCUCUGUCAGCAGCCCUUCUGCAGUGUCUCCGUGGUCCUAUCUGCUUUGGGUAUCACAUAAAUGAAUCAUGAUAUAUGCACCA